Pygocentrus nattereri (red-bellied piranha) is the source of this 3221-nucleotide messenger RNA. Its product is annotated as ras-related protein Rab-15-like. NCBI's taxonomy places the organism in Eukaryota, Metazoa, Chordata, Actinopteri, Characiformes, Serrasalmidae. The record is from RefSeq and is a predicted model, not a curated record. The coding region runs from base 857 to 1474 and encodes 205 amino acids. The transcript has 7 exons. Gene Ontology annotation, molecular function: GTPase activity; GTP binding.
AGGUUAUGCAAUACAAUAGCAUAGUACGUAUUGCUUCAUGGAUAGUUGGGCAUUUCUUCUGAAAUGUUAUAACUUUUCACAAAGUAUCAUGGCCAUUCUGUAUUUGGCAAGAUCAUUUUAACGACACCAUUCUGUAAAAAUAUUGUCAAAUUGUGAUGCAGAUUUUUCAGGGAAAUUGGAUGUGAUGGUGAAGCAGUUUUAACAUAGAUACACAUAAGCAGUCAGGCAUAAACAAAACAGUGAGUCUGGAGUUUUGGCUAUGGAUUAACCUUUUUUGGCACCCUAAACAGUGAAAAUGAGUCCUCACGCCUGCGUGCCUGGACUUUAUCAGUGGGUGCAAUAUCAGAAGCCUAAACUAGACUUGACAGUAGCAGUGCAGCUUUCAGCUGGAUAAUAACCUAUCAGUGACCUGAUAAACGCAAUCGUAUAGUAGAAACACGUUUUUCUCUUUAUUUCAACAGAAGUCAUUUCUAAAUGUAUUUUAUUUAGUUUAUGUAACCAUAUCUGAUUAACAGCACAGUUUCGAUCGUAGUUAAAGGCUUGCUAUGAAACUAAAUAUGUAAAAAAUAAAGUAGGGCAGAAAAUGGGAAAACUGCCACGCACCACAUCUGAUUAGGAGUAACGGACGCCCUCAUGGCUGCCCUCCCUCACACCGAGGAGAGAGAACUCUGAAAUGUGGGUGAAGUCGUAUUUUUCCUCUUCUUGGACGGUGUAACUGGUUUCUGAGAGUAUAGAGCGAGUUUGGCGAGUGACCGUUGGCUUCAUUAAAGGAAACAUGGAGGACGGACGACGCCGAGGGGAGCUAAAACAGAAACAUUGACCGUUAGCACAAGCCUGGCGGCGUUUCUUGUAGGUUAUGGCGAAGCAGUACGAUGUGCUCUACAGACUUCUGCUCUUAGGAGACUCCGGAGUUGGGAAAACCUGCUUGUUGUGCAGGUUCACAGACAACGAAUUCCUCCCACAGCAUGUUUCGACCAUCGGAGUGGAUUUCAAAAUGAAAACACUGGAAAUAGAUGGGAUCAAAGUACGAAUACAGAUAUGGGACACAGCUGGGCAGGAGAGGUACCAGACUAUUACGAAGCAGUACUACAGACGAGCUCAGGGAAUCUUCCUAGUGUAUGACAUCACCAGCGCACUCUCUUUCCAGAACGUAGUGAAGUGGGCCAGUGACCUGGAGGAGUAUGCACCACAAACAGUGCAGAAGAUUCUCAUAGGGAACAAAAGUGAUGAGGAACACAGAAGACAGGUGGCCACAGAGCAGGGGAACAAGCUUGCCAAGUGUUAUGGAAUGGAUUUCUUGGAGACAAGUGCCCGUACCAAUUACAACAUCAAAGAGUCAUUCACUCGGUUGACUGAGCUGGUGCUGAAAGCCAACAGGAAAGAUCUUAAUACCGUGCUGCUGCCCAGUGAAGACGACCUCGCAGUUGUUGAAGCAGAAGAGGAGGAGGAUGAAUACGCUCCUUGCACGUGUUAGGGGAAGUGCUGAAGCGUGAUAUCGUUAUUCAACUUCUACAGAUGUCAUACCUGUUAAAAAGGCAAAUAAGGUGGUUAUGGUGACCAUUUGGACAUGUUCCUACUUUAAUUUAAUUACUGAUAUCAAGUGGUGUUACCCCUCACUCCUUGAAAUGUUUGUCUCAUGGCUCAAUCCCAGAUGCAAAGGGCAACAGUUAACAUUUGGAAAAUGCACUUCUGGUCAUCUCCAGUAGAGGGCAGUUCUCAGUGAAUCAUAUCUUGUUUCGCAGCUGCAAAUAAUUCCUUAGGCAAAAAGACAUAACAUCCCAUUGCUUUGGUCAAGUUUUGCUUAUUUCAGUUUGGCUGGAAUCAUAAUACAAAACAUGCAAAGGAUCUACAGGAGGGAUCUAAAAAAAAGUGCAAAAUAUGGGCUGAAUUUUUCACUGAAUUUUGUGAUGGAUCUCUGAAGUUGGAUGUCAUUGUAUUCUCAGGGUUUGAAACUGGUUUUGCCUUUGCGGAAAAAUUGAAUGAUGGUUUUGAAAACCAACACUACAGCGUUGCACAAAACAAGUUCUGCUCUUACGCUGUUGCAUACCAACACAGGCUACUGCAACUGUAGGCUACAUUUGCCAAUUCCAGACUGUUUAAUAUUUCUAUAGAGUUCUAUCUUUAAGAUAUAAACACCGUCAUUCAGAGCAGUUUGAUGUGAAAUGCAUUCUAGAGAACUGAGUCAGACUUGUUCACAAUGGAGGUGAUGGGAAUGUUGUCUGAGAAAUUGUUUUGCGGUAGUUUUCCUAUAACCUGUUAGCUCAAAAAUGAUCUCUUGUUUAAAUACAUUCGUAGGUGAGAGAGCAGGGUGCGAAGGCAAAUUAGACCAUAAAGCAGGGGUGUCCAAGCUUAAGGUUUUCACUCCAAACAAGCUGGAGCUCAUCUGAUUCUGCUUGUUUAAUCAGUUGGUCUUAGUUUUCAAACAUUUCGUCACACUGGCCUUUUACCGCUAUUUUACCAUCAUCAACAUUACAUUUAAGAAACUCAGGAGAUGCUGAUUGAACCUAUAAAACAAUGUUUCACACAGCAGGCACCAUUCAUAACAAUUUAUUGUGUAAUAACUUUCUGUGAGGGAGCUUUUAGUCAAAUGUAUGGCUCCUAUCACCACCACCCUGAAUAAUUCUGACUCUACAAUGAACUGUCAGACCUCACUAAUGACUUUUUUUUUUUUUUUUUUUACAUCUGAACACUUGAAUUAUGCUGUAAUCUUGAGGUGUAUGCAGUUCCCCUUUAACCACCAUGUUUGACAAGACCUGCUGGUUUAUGUGAGGUAUUUUGGUGAUGAGCUGUCAACUCUGUGCAGCAGUGUUAGUUAUUUUGACUCCUUAAAAAGCUCAUAUUUCAGAGGAUCCAUUAUAUUCAGGGGGAAAACUGUAUGUAUGCCAAACUAUCAGGUUUAGAACUUUUUUUUUUGAAUUACCAAUUACCUGUAAUGCUGUGCAUGUGAAAAGGCUUCAUACUAACCAUGAAACUGGAGAGGUGUGUUUUGACUUCAUUGUGGUAAACCCUCACCCCCUUACUUAAAUAUUUACAACUGCCCAAUUGGAGAGAUUGAUUUUUGACAUUUUCACUUUGCUGAGCUAAACUGAACUGAAUAGUCUAAAUGUACAACAGAGGACCAAGAAUUGGACUGAAGUUGAAGCUGUAGUCAAAAUAAUUUUGGAUUUUGAUUCAAUUAUAUAAAAAUCACAGAUGCAUACUUGUCAUUUUGAAUGUCUGAA